AUGUCCGCGCUUUUCAAACGUUGUUGUAGCGUGUUUUCGAGAUCAACUGGUUCCUUCCACAAACAACUGUUGAAUUGGUCCUUUGUUUCAGUUGGCCUCAAGUGUAUAAAUAAUGGAUUAUCUUUACCAGUUGCAUCGAAAAACUGCUUUUCACCACUUGGGAUGUCUCCAACCGUUAAUCUAGCUACUUUGGCUCAAAUGGCCAUUUGUGGUCCAUUUCAAAAGAAGCGUCCCCCAAAUAAAGCGAUGAACGCGAAGCCAUUCAUAAAAGGGAUUGUGCUAAAAACUUUUAUACGUAAACCCAAGAAACCAAAUAGUGCGAACAGAAAAUGUCUCAUAUUCCUGGUGAAGGUCAUAAUUUACAGGAACAUAAUAUUAUUUUAGUUCGUGGUGGUCGCACACAAGACCUUAUCGGAGUGAAACAUAAAGUUGUACGUGGAGUACAUGACUGCGCACCUGUUCGGAAACCAGGUUCAAAAUAAAACUUUGUAGUAAUUUAAUCCAUGGAACUUCAACAGUGUUUAUUAAGAUAAUUCGAAUUUUAUAUUUAUGUUCUUAAUUUCUCACUGUCGCGAGGUGCUUUAGCAAGUCGUUCUGUAUUGUAAAAUAUCAUGUUUGGAAUCUUCAAUUUUUGACCCUGAAUAUAUUUUAAAAAAAUUUAAACCUUAGUCUCGCAAUGGUGGAAGACUUGUAGCUCAGAGUAAGGGUAACAGCUACUUAGCAUUCUUCAAGCCUUGGUAUUUGUAGAUUAAUACCGUCGAAGCUAUUUAGCCUGUUGAAAACCUAUAUUCAUAAAGCAAAAGUCGGAAGAAUUCAAGAAAUCCUCAUCAUUCUUCGAGACAUGUUUAUUCUGUUCGGAAGUAGUCAUUCAAUUUUCAUCACUAUUUUGCUUGUUUUUUAAUUCUACUCAGUACUAAGUGUCGAUAUCUUAUUCUAACAACGCAAUGCUAUAAUUGUUAGACCUUGAGCAUUAAUCUUUCGUGGUCUGGGGAAAGCGUAUUGUAUUUAGAUAGCAUAUAUGUAACUAACCUUUUUAGUCCGCUGCAAUUCACAGUAUUCGGUGAUCGGUUAUCAUGGUUCAAUAUGUGGGCCGGUAGAAUACAUGCUUCUCAACUUAGUUAAGCUAAAAUUCUCAAAUCUUCCCAAUAUUUUUUGGAAAAUUUAGAAAGGCUGAACUACUGUUUGACUCUCUAAUGGGUUUAUUGACUAUAACGCAAAUAAUGAUAAGGAUGAGUCUUAUCGAAUGAUCUUGUAGUUACUUCAUUGCAAAGCUAUGUUAAACUGCCUGUUUGUAAAGUGAUAAUUAUACUAUGUAUUGAUGCAUAUAAGCUUUACUGUAUGCACGUGAAAUAUAUGUUGUAAUCAGAAAGCAACGUAGUUGUGAAUGUUCCAACUCUGACUUUGAAGCACCUUUCAAAUGUGGAUGUGAAAGUCAUUUGAUGUUAGACCGGUCGUUGGGGAGUGUUCUAGGUAGAAGUAAACCACUGGAGAACUAACUAUUGUGUAGGGCAAGUCAAUAGUAUUGAAAAAUUUAGUAGUCUUACAGUGAAACUUUUGUACUGCUACUGAUAUUGCUAUUUGUUAUGACUGAGGAAAAAACUUCCAUUUGGUAUUCGUUACGUCAUAACAGGACGGAUAUGUUUCAAUUAAGGAAGAAAGUAGGACUGUAAAUGAAGAAUUAUUUGUACAUCAAUUACUGGUUCCACCAUUGACUUACAACCGAUUUUCAUCUGAUCAAACUGACAUCAGAAGUUAAAAGGAAAUUUGUAGCGUUUUUAAGUAUGUGAUCAAUGGGUAAAUUUGACCUCAUUGAACUGGAAGUGAUUGACAAAUAACUUAAUGCAUGUAUAUGAUUUGCCAAAUCAAUAACUGAUUUGACUAAAAAAAUGUAACUGAGUUGCAUUUUUACUUUCUCCUGCCAGAAAUUACCAAAUAAUAAGAUUGGUUUUGAACAAUAAUCUCUUUAUGAGUUAUUUUCUUUUAUUUAUUUAUUUGCUUGAACACAAAUAUUGAUGCAAAGGGCUACCAAAUACAUAUACACUACACAAGUCACUUGAUUUGUGUGUGGGCUGUGAUACUGCCCGGAUACCUAAACCGAAGCAGAUGAUUUCCUUAGGAGGUCACACCCGGAGCCUUCGACUUGAGGGUCUGAUCCACAAGGUAGUGGAGCAACGUCAGGAGAUGCAGUCCCAUGAUAGCCAGUGACCAACAAUUGGUACAUACGCUAUUUGUUCCUUCAGUAUAUUGGAGCCAACGUGGAUCAUUUUAUUUUGGAUCAGGGUUUUCCAACUCCCCUAGGUGGACUCAUAGUUUCCACCAAGCUGGUUAAAGCGCUGGACAUUCGCUUUUCAUCCUCUCAAUUUUGUAACAACACCGGUGCCGCGAGAAAGCAGUGUGUAGGGCUUCCCUGACAGUGACUGUAUACGCGUGGCCAUGUGAAAGUAUUUCGAGAGGAAGAGCUAACUCGCUCCACCCUCGUCCGUACCAUAGCAUUUGGUGGCAAGAUAUUAUUAGGAAAAUGUCCAAAUACUUGUUAUUUCGCUUCUAAAUUACUUAAUUAAUUCCUAUAUAUUUAUAUCGAUGGUCAGAUUUUGCAGCAACCGGCCUAUAAAUGGUUCAUUGUUGCUUACCGAACAUUAUUAUUUAUCAGGCCAUUUGUAAACAUAGGGAUUACUUUUUAUACAGGUUGAAAACUAAAUAAUUGAUGAAGAGCAAUGCCAACUUGGAUUACUAUUUCGAGGAUUAGAUAACUAUUAACAACUAAAUGCAUAAAGAUAAUAUUAAUAAAAUUUGUUUAGCCUCAGUUAUUGUAAUCUCAAUGACUACUUGACCAAAAGUAAAAGUUGUGAUGGGAUUUGUUUCGUACACGUCAGUUACUAGUAUUUUCUUUAUUUAAAAAUGGGGUUUAUUAUGAAAGACAUCCAUUUUGUCUGAAAAUGACCGGUGAUAUUAGCGGUGUAAGCUUUUAUUUGGCUAAACUUAAUUACCCAUAUUUGUUAAAAUGACCUGAUCAGUAUUAUGGUCAGUGGUAAAAUAGAGAAAUAGUGUUAAAAAACUACUAAGUAAUUUGCAUUCAGUGAAGAAUCUUAAGCUAUCAUGAGCUUUUGGGAUAGUUAACAAAUUGAGUACACUUUUUAAAAGCGGUGGUUUUAAACAUGUUUUUAGUAGAAAACUUUGAACUUACCAACUUGUUUCUUCAUCUGAGUGUAUUUUCAUCCUACUUUAUUGUAUUUCUUAUUAUGCUUUCGUCAAGAUAAACUUUUGAUUGAUAUCUAUUUUGAUAAAAUCUUUGUAAUGAACUUUCUGUAACUUCAUCACUUUCCCAUACUAUUAUUUAUAUAUUUUGUUCUGCUUAUCUGUACACUCGUUUUCACUGCUUGAUUUUUUAAUUGUAACUAAUUGACAACAAUAAAUAUCUG
Schistosoma margrebowiei is the source of this 3419-nucleotide messenger RNA. NCBI's taxonomy places the organism in Eukaryota, Metazoa, Platyhelminthes, Trematoda, Strigeidida, Schistosomatidae. The record is from the annotation of a GenBank genome assembly.